AUGAAAUUUUUAUCAAGUAUUUUAUUAUUUCGUCAAGCUAUAUUAUUACAACCAUCACCAGCAGCAGCACCGCAACAAUUAUUGUUAACGAAAACAAAUCUAAAUUUAACAACAUUGACAACAUCGUUUAAUAUAUUGAAUAGAUUAUGGAGAAAAAUUCAACAAAAAACUGGUUUUGCAGUUGGUCUGGUUGAAAUAUUUGGGCCAAUAGUAUUGGCGGUUCCAAAGAAAAAAACCUCACAUUCGAAAAAAAGAAUGAGGUCAGCAAACAAAGGAUUAAAAGAUAAAGUCAAUGUUAUUCAAUGUCCUGGUUGUGGUAGAAAAAAUUUAAUACAUCAUCUAUGUUUUCAUUGUUAUUGUGAUUUUAGAAAGAGAGAAAAAGGUCUCAGAAGUUUCAAUUAG
Messenger RNA from Entrophospora sp. SA101, 402 nucleotides. The record is from the annotation of a GenBank genome assembly. NCBI's taxonomy places the organism in Eukaryota, Fungi, Glomeromycota, Glomeromycetes, Entrophosporales, Entrophosporaceae.